Molecule: messenger RNA, 849 nt
Organism: Acaulospora morrowiae
Lineage: Eukaryota; Fungi; Glomeromycota; Glomeromycetes; Diversisporales; Acaulosporaceae
Source: the annotation of a GenBank genome assembly
GGAACCUACGAUGCCAAGGAUUGUCCAGGAAAGAAAUGUUGUUCCCAAGGGUUACCACAAAUGAAUGGAGCACAACUCAGAAAGAAUAGAGAGGAGCUAGAUCAUCCAUCACACACCAAGAUAGAAUUACCAGACAAAGCAUUAAGAUCCACCUACGACAAAGCUUUGAUAAAUGCCGAUGCUGGGAUGUUAAAUCAAAAGAAUAGUGACAUGAUGACAAAACAAAUAAACAGGACAAUAGACCUCGCCGACAAGAUACCAACUGUGCAAAAGGACACGGGCAAAUACCUAGGAGAAACAACGGAGUAUUCCGAUGAUGACAAAGCCAUAUCAAAUCAAGGUGAUAUGGGAAAAGACAACAUAAACAAGAUAGUGAGCCAACCAGAAGAAACUGACAGAAUAGUUACACAGAACCCAAGGGGGAAGAAAAACCAAAGGGAAACGACUGUCCAUCACAACCCAGAAGAAGGACACAAACUCAUACGUAGGAAUCUAAUAAUGAUAAGCAUGAAAGAGGAAGAAUUAGUACAAAUAACGAGUGACAGGAAGAACAACAAGAGCAUAAGCUGCAGCAACACUCCUUUAGUAACCCCGAACUCAGAGAAAAUGACAACCGGCCACCCAAGUGAGGAUCUGAAGAAAUGUCUCAACAAUGACAGAACCCUAAAGACCAAAAAUGAUGAGAGCAACAACAGUGAAGAGAAAAAUAAUGCUGAAGGAUACCUCGAAGACAAUAAACUGGACCCUAGAGAUACUCGACCGGAAAUGAAAGAAAUAAGCUUUUUAAGAAAUGCCAAAUUCAGAGAUGGUGGCGACAGAAGAUGCAGAAUAAGGACCAAGAAACCGUGA